AUGACGAUAUAUUCUUUGCCCGAAGAUUGCUUUUAUGAGAUUUUUAAACACGUUAAAGAUGACACGACAUUACUUUACAAUUGCCUAUUCGCAAAUCGAUUUUUAUGUAGAAUUAUCAUUCCUUUUCUUUAUCAAAAUCCAUUCUCCGUAGUAAACGGUCUUAGACAAUAUUAUUGUUUAACAAGAACGUAUCUUUCUUGCCUUGAUGAUGAAGAAAGGAAUCAUUUAAAAAAACAUUUUAUAAAGUUUCCACAAGGGUCGAAUUCACUUUUUGAUUACGCAAAGUAUUUGGAAGAAAUUCCAAAUCUUACGAUCGCAGCGGAAUGUUGGCUUAUCUAUUUGAAUUAUUCGAGUGAAGAAAAAAUAUAUAUAAAUUAUAAUGAGUAUAAUAAACAAUUGGAUAAAGAAAAGAAAUUGAUCUUACAGGAAAUACUUUUUCAUUUAUUCUUGAGAAAAAUCAAGAAUUGCAAGAUGUUAAAUAUUCAGGCAAACUUAUUUGACAAAAACGUCUUUAACAUAAAAUUUUUCAAAGAGAUUAUCUCUCAUAACUCAAGUAUAACAUCAUUACGUUUAAUCAUUUCUGAAGAAGAAAUAAACGAUUCAAAUGAGGAAUUAUUUCUUAAAUUCAUUUCAUUACUUACAAAAAAAUGUUUUGACAUUGAAGAAUUGGAAGUCACGACAUUUUAUUUUUAUUAUAAUUCAAUCUUGCAAGGAUUAAUCGAGAUAUUAAUUCAAAAUCAAAAGAAUUUCAAAAGCGUUAGCUUAUCAUACCCAAAUGAUCGUUCUUUAAACGAUAUUAUUAAAAUAAUAGAAAUGAAAAGGCACACUCUUACAACGAUUCAUAUAGAUAAUUCUUAUAACUUUAUUAAUCAAAAUGUUUUCAAAGCUAUAGCGAAUUGUGAAAAGGUUGAGAAAUUGGAAUUUAUCAAUGUUAAAGGAUUAGGGUUAUUAAAGACUAGGGAAAUAUUUUGCAAUUCAACAUUUGAGUUAAAGGAGUUUAUUAACCUUUAUGAUAGAUUAACCCCAUUUUUUCACAUUCGUCUCAUACGUAAAUUCGGUCAUUCAUUAAAUAGAUUAUCGCUUUAUAAAGUGACACAGUUAACUAUUAGGCAAAUUUCAGAACUUUGUUUAAAUCUUAAAAUUUUGCAAAUCGUUUGUAAGGAUAUCAAUUUGUCAGCUUAUCAAUACUUUAGGAAUAUGAAGAUUCAACAGCUCAUCAUUUAUUCCGAAGAACAUUUGUUAUCAAAUUAUUACAGCAACAUCUUUAAGAGUAUAGCUGAAAAUUUGCCUGAUUCCCUAACCACCUUUACGAUUUACAUAAAAGAUCCAAACUCUAUAUUUUUAAGUGAGAAUAAUUGCAUUAGUUUUGAUAAUUUGGAAAUGUUUUUAAAUCAUUAUAAAGUUGGUUUAUAUACUUUAAACUGUAACUUCAAUUUAAGAAUUGAAAAUAUUGAACAAAUCCUUGAUCAUGUAAAAAAGCGGAAGAAUUUGAGAUAUUUGGGUAUUAGAUCACCUCCUGGCUAUUUAUGGUUUAACAAUGAUAGGGUUAGGGUCAAGCAAUUGUUAAAUGAAAUCAGAGAAUAUGAUAUUGAGAUUAACACCAUUAAAAAUCAUUUCUCUCUUUAG
Messenger RNA from Funneliformis geosporum, 1626 nucleotides. The record is from the annotation of a GenBank genome assembly. Lineage: Eukaryota; Fungi; Glomeromycota; Glomeromycetes; Glomerales; Glomeraceae.